AUGCUCUCAUUCCCUCUAACCCACUCUCAUACGCUCUCAUUCCCUCUCACCCACUCUCAAACGCUCUCAUUCCCUCUCACCCACUCUCAUACGCUCUCAUUCCCUCUCACCCACUCUCAUACGCUUUCAUUCCCUCUCACCCACUCUCAUACCCUCUCAUUCCCUCUCACCCACUCUCAUACGCUCUCAUUCCCUCUCACCCACUCUCAUACGCUCUCAAUCCAUCUCACCCACUCUCUCACGCUCUCAUUCCUUCUCACCCACUCUCAUACGCUCUCAUGCCCUCUCACCCACUCUCAUACGCUCUCAUUCCCUCUCACCCACUCUCAUACGCUCUCAUUCCCUCUCAACCACUCUCAUACGCUCUCAUUCCGUCUCACCCACUCUCAUACUCUCUCAUUCCCUCUCACCCACUCUCAUACGCUCUCAUUCCCUCUCACCCACUCUCAUACGCUCUCAUUCCCUCUCGCCCACUCUCAUACGCUCUCAUUCCCUCUCACCCACUCUCAUACGCUCUCAUUCCCUCUCACCCACUCUCAUACGCUCUCAUUCCCUCUCACCCACUCUCAUAGGCUCUUAAUCCCUGUCACCCACCCUCAUAUGCUCUCAUUCCCUCUAACCCACUCUCAUAGGCUCUCAUUCCCUCUCACCCACUCUCAAACGCUCUCAUUCCCUCUCACCCACUCUCAUACGCUCUCAUUCCCUCUCACCCACUCUCAUACGCUCUCAUUCCCUCUCACCCACUCUCAUACGCUCUCAUUCCCUCUCACCCACUCUCAUACGCUCUCAUUCCCUCUCACCCACUCUCAUACCCUCUCAUUCCCUCUCACCCACUCUCAUACGCUCUUAUUCCCUCUCACCCACUCUCAUACGCUCUCAUUCCAUCUCACCCACUCUCUCACGCUCUCAUUCCCUCUCACCCACUCUCAUACGCUCUCAUGCCCUCUCAUCCACUCUCAUACGCUCUCAUUCCCUCUCACCCACUCUCAUACGCUCUCAUUCCCUCUCACCCACUCUCAUACGCUCUCAUUCCAUCUCACCCACUCUCUCACGCUCUCAUUCCUUCUCACCCACUCUCAUACGCUCUCAUGCCCUCUCACCCACUCUCAUACGCUCUCAUUCCCUCUCACCCACUCUCUCACGCUCUCAUUCCCUCUCACCCACUCUCAUACGCUCUCAUUCCCUCUAACCCACUCUCAUACGCUCUCAUUCCCUCUCACCCACUCUCAUACGCUCUCAUUCCCUCUCAACCACUCUCAUACGCUCUCAUUCCCUCUCACCCACUCUCAUACUCUCUCAUUCCCUCUCACCCACACUCAUACGCUCUCAUUUCCUCUCACCCACUCGCAUACUCUCUCACUCCCUCUCACCCACUCUCAUACGCUCUCAUUCCCUCUCACCCACUCUCAUACGCUCUCAUUCCUUCUCACCCACUCUCAUACGCUCGCAUUCCCUCUCACCCACUCUCAUACGCUCUCAUUUCCUCUCACCCUCUCUCUCACGCUCUCAUUCCCUCUCACCCACUCUCAUACGCUCUCCGUCCCUCUCACCCACUCUCAUACCCUCUCAUUCCCUCUCACCCACACUCAUACGCUCUCAUUCCCUCUCACCCACUCUCAUACGCUCUCAUUCCCUCCCACCCACUCUCAUACGCUCUCAUUCCCUCUCACCCACUCUCAUACGCUCUCAUUUCCUCUCACCCACUCUCUCACGCUCUCAUUCCCAAUCACCCACUCUCAUACGCUCUCCGUCCCUCUCACCCACUCUCAUACGCUCUCAUUCCCUCUCACCCACACUCAUACGCUCUCAUUCCCUCUCACCCACACUCAUACGCUCUCAUUCCCUCUCACCCACUCUCUCACGCUCUUAUUCCCUCUCACCCACUCUCUCACGCUCCCAUUCCCUCUCACCCACUGUCAUACCCUCUCAUUCCCUCUCACCCACUCUCUUACGCUCUCAUUCCCUCUCACCCACUCUCAUACACUCUCAUUCCCUCUAACCCACUCUCAUACGCUCUCAUUCCCUCUCAACCACUCUCAUACGCUCUCAUUCCCUCUCGCCCACUCUCAUACGCUCUCAUUCCCUCUCUCCCACUCUCAUACGCUCUCAUUCCCUCUCACCCACUCUCAUACGCUCUCAUUCCCUCUCUCCCACUCUCAUACGCUCUCAUUCCCUCCCACCCACACUCAUACGCUCUCAUUCCCUCUCACCCACUCUCAUACCCUCUCAUUCCCUCUCACCCACUCUCUUACGCUCUCAUUCCCUCUCACCCACUCUCAUAUGCUCUCAUUCCCUCCCACCCACACUCAUACGCUCUCAUUCCCUCCCACCCACUCUCAUACCCUCUCAUUCCCUCUCACCCACUCUUUUACGCUCUCAUUCCCUCUCACCCACUCUCAUACACUCUCAUUCCCUCUAACCCACUCUCAUACGCUCUCAUUCCCUCUCACCCACUCUCAUACGCUCUCAUUCCCUCUCGCCCACUCUCAUACGCUCUCAUUCCCUCUCACCCACUCUCAUACGCUCUCAUUCCCUCUCACCCACUCUCAUACGCUCUCAUUCCCUCUCACCCACUCUCAUACGCUCUCAUUCCCUCCCACCCACACUCAUACGCUCUCAUUCCCUCUCACCCACUCUCAUACCCUCUCAUUCCCUCUCACCCACUCUCUUACGCUCUCAUUCCCUCUCACCCAGUCUCAUAUGCUCUCAUUCCCUCUAACCCACUCUCAUACGCUCUCAUUCCCUCUCACCCACUCUCAUACGCUCUCAUUCCCUCUCGCCCACUCUCAUACGCUCUCAUUCCCUCUCACCCACUCUCAUACGCUCUCAUUCCCUCUCACCCACUCUCAUACGCUCUCAUUCCCUCUCACCCACUCUCUCACGCUCUCAUUCCCUCUCACCCACUCUCAUACGCUCUCCGUCCCUCUCACCCACUCUCAUACCCUCUCAUUCCCUCUCACCCACACUCAUACGCUCUCAUUCCCUCUCACCCACUCUCAUACGCUCUCAUUCCCUCUCACCCACUCUCAUACGCUCUCAUUCCCUCCCACCCACUCUCAUACGCUCUCAUUCCCUCUCACCCACUCUCAUACGCUCUCAUUUCCUCUCACCCACUCUCUCACGCUCUCAUUCCCUAUCACCCACUCUCAUACGCUAUCCGUCCCUCUCACCCACUCUCAUACCCUCUCAUUCCCUCUCACCCACACUCAUACGCUCUCAUUCCCUCUCACCCACACUCAUACGCUCUCAUUCCCUCUCACCCACUCUCAUACGCUCUCAUUCCCUCUCACCCACUCUCAUACGCUCUCAUUCCCUCUCACCCACUCUCUCACGCUCUCAUUCCCUCUCACCCACUCUCUCACGCUCUCAUUCCCUCUCACCCACUCUCAUACGCUCUCCGUCCCUCUCACCCACUCUCAUACCCUCUCAUUCCCUCUCACCCACACUCAUACGCUCUCAUUCCCUCUCACCCACUCUCAUACCCUCUCAUUCCCUCUCACCCACUCUCAUACGCUCUCAUUCCCUCUCACCCACUCUGAAACGCUCUCAUUCCCUCUCACCCACUCUCUCACGCUCUCAUUCCUUCUCACCCACUCUCAUACGCUCUCAUUCCCUCUCACCCACUCUCAUACGCUCUCAUUCCCUCUCACCCACUCUCAUACGCUCUCAUUCCCUCCCACCCACACUCAGACGCUCUCAUUCCCUCUCACCCACUCUCUCACGCUCUCAUUCCCUCUCACCCACUCUCAUACGCUCUCAUUCCCUCUCACCCACUCUCAUACUCUCUCAUUCCCUCUCACCCACACUCAUACGCUCUCAUUCCCUCUCACCCACUCUCAUACGCUCUCAUUUCCUCUCACCCACUCUCUCACGCUCUCAUUCCCUCUCACCCACUCUCAUACGCUCUCCGUCCCUCUCACCCACUCUCAUACCCUCUCAUUCCCUCUCACCCACACUCAUACGCUCUCGUUCCCUCUCACCCACACUCAUACGCUCUCAUUCCCUCUCACCCACUCUCAAACGCUCUCAUUCCCUCUCACCCACUCUCAUACGCUCUCAUUCCCUCUCACCCACUCUCAUACGCUCUCAUUCCUUCUCACCCACUCUCAUACGCUCUCAUUCCCUCUCACCCACUCUCAUACGCUCUCAUUACCUCUCACCCACUCUCAUACGCUCUCAUUCCCUCCCACCCACACUCAUACGCUCUCAUUCCCUCUCACCCACUCUCAUACCCUCUCAUUCCCUCUCACCCACUCUCAUACGCUCUCAUUCCCUCUCACCCACUCUGAAACGCUCUCAUUCCCUCUCACCCACUCUCUCACGCUCUCAUUCCUUCUCACCCACUCUCAUACGCUCUCAUUCCCUCUCACCCACUCUCAUACUCUCUCAUUCCCUCUCACCCACUCUCAUACGCUCUCAUUCCCUCUCACCCACUCUCAUACGCUCUCAUUUCCUCUCACCCACUCUCUCACGCUCUCAUUCCCUCUCACCCACUCUCAUACGCUAUCCGUCCCUCUCACCCACUCUCAUACCCUCUCAUUCCCUCUCACCCACACUCAUACGCUCUCGUUCCCUCUCACCCACACUCAUACGCUCUCAUUCCCUCUCACCCACUCUCUCAUGCUCUCAUUCCCUCUCACCCACUCUCUCACGCUCUCAUUCCCUCUCACCCACUGUCAUACACUCUCAUUCCCUCUCACCCACUCUCUUACGCUCUCAUUCCCUCUCAUCCACUCUCAUACGCUCUCAUUCCGUCCCACCCACACUCAUACACUCUCAUUCCCUCUCACCCACUCUCAUACCCUCUCAUUCCCUCUCACCCACUCUCUUACGCUCUUAUUCCCUCUCACUCAGUCUCAUGCACUCUCAUUCCCUCUGACCCACUCUCAUACGCUCUCAUUCCCUCUCACCCACACUCAUACGCUCUCAUUCCCUCUCGCCCACUCUCAUACGCUCUCAUUCCCUCUCACCCACUCUCAUACGCUCUCAUUCCCUCUCACCCACUCUCAUACGCUCUCAUUCCCUCUCACCCACUCUCAUAGGCUCUUAAUCCCUGCUCUUAAUCCCUGUCACCCAUCCUCAUAUGCUCUCAUUCCCUCUAACCCACUCUCAUACGCUCUCAUUCCCUCUCACCCACUCUCAAACGCUCUCAUUCCCUCUCACCCACUCUCAUACGCUCUCAUUCCCUCUCACCCACUCUCAUACGCUCUCAUUCCCUCUCACCCACUCUCAUACGCUCUCAUUCCCUCUCACCCACUCUCAUACGCUCUCAUUCCCUCUCACCCACUCUCAUACCCUCUCAUUCCCUCUCACCCACUCUCAUACGCUCUCAUUCCCUCUCACCCACUCUCAUACGCUCUCAUUCCAUCUCACCCACUCUCUCACGCUCUCAUUCCCUCUCACCCACUCUCAUACGCUCUCAUGCCCUCUCACCCACUCUCAUACGCUCUCAUUCCCUCUCACCCACUCUCAUACGCUCUCAUUCCCUCUCACCCACUCUCAUACGCUCUCAUUCCAUCUCACCCACUCUCUCACGCUCUCAUUCCUUCUCACCCACUCUCAUACGCUCUCAUGCCCUCUCACCCACUCUCAUACGCUCUCAUUCCCUCUCACCCACUCUCUCACGCUCUCAUUCCCUCUCACCCACUCUCAUACGCUCUCAUUCCCUCUAACCCACUCUCAUACGCUCUCAUUCCCUCUCACCCACUCUCAUACGCUCUCAUUCCCUCUCAACCACUCUCAUACGCUCUCAUUCCCUCUCACCCACUCUCAUACUCUCUCAUUCCCUCUCACCCACACUCAUACGCUCUCAUUCCCUCUCACCCACUCGCAUACUCUCUCAUUCCCUCUCACCCACUCUCAUACGCUCUCAUUCCUUCUCACCCACUCUCAUACGCUCGCAUUCCCUCUCACCCACUCUCAUACGCUCUCAUUUCCUCUCACCCUCUCUCUCACGCUCUCAUUCCCUCUCACCCACUCUCAUACGCUCUCCGUCCCUCUCACCCACUCUCAUACCCUCUCAUUCCCUCUCACCCACACUCAUACGCUCUCAUUCCCUCUCACCCACUCUCAUACGCUCUCAUUCCCUCCCACCCACUCUCAUACGCUCUCAUUCCCUCUCACCCACUCUCAUACGCUCUCAUUUCCUCUCACCCACUCUCUCACGCUCUCAUUCCCAAUCACCCACUCUCAUACGCUCUCCGUCCCUCUCACCCACUCUCAUACCCUCUCAUUCCCUCUCACCCACACUCAUACGCUCUCAUUCCCUCUCACCCACUCUCUCACGCUCUUAUUCCCUCUCACCCACUCUCUCACGCUCCCAUUCCCUCUCACCCACUGUCAUACCCUCUCAUUCCCUCUCACCCACUCUCUUACGCUCUCAUUCCCUCUCACCCACUCUCAUACACUCUCAUUCCCUCUAACCCACUCACAUACGCUCUCAUUCCCUCUCAACCACUCUCAUACGCUCUCAUUCCCUCUCGCCCACUCUCAUACGCUCUCAUUCCCUCUCUCCCACUCUCAUACGCUCUCAUUCCCUCUCACCCACUCUCAUACGCUCUCAUUCCCUCUCUCCCACUCUCAUACGCUCUCAUUCCCUCCCACCCACACUCAUACGCUCUCAUUCCCUCUCACCCACUCUCAUACCCUCUCAUUCCCUCUCACCCACUCUCUUACGCUCUCAUUCCCUCUCACCCACUCUCAUAUGCUCUCAUUCCCUCCCACCCACACUCAUACGCUCUCAUUCCCUCCCACCCACUCUCAUACCCUCUCAUUCCCUCUCACCCACUCUUUUACGCUCUCAUUCCCUCUCACCCACUCUCAUACACUCUCAUUCCCUCUAACCCACUCUCAUACGCUCUCAUUCCCUCUCACCCACUCUCAUACGCUCUCAUUCCCUCUCGCCCACUCUCAUACGCUCUCAUUCCCUCUCACCCACUCUCAUACGCUCUCAUUCCCUCUCACCCACUCUCAUACGCUCUCAUUCCCUCUCACCCACUCUCAUACGCUCUCAUUCCCUCCCACCCACACUCAUACGCUCUCAUUCCCUCUCACCCACUCUCAUACCCUCUCAUUCCCUCUCACCCACUCUCUUACGCUCUCAUUCCCUCUCACCCAGUCUCAUAUGCUCUCAUUCCCUCUAACCCACUCUCAUACGCUCUCAUUCCCUCUCACCCACUCUCAUACGCUCUCAUUCCCUCUCGCCCACUCUCAUACGCUCUCAUUCCCUCUCACCCACUCUCAUACGCUCUCAUUCCCUCUCACCCACUCUCUCACGCUCUCAUUCCCUCUCACCCACUCUCAUACGCUCUCCGUCCCUCUCACCCACUCUCAUACCCUCUCAUUCCCUCUCACCCACACUCAUACGCUCUCAUUCCCUCUCACCCACUCUCAUACGCUCUCAUUCCCUCUCACCCACUCUCAUACGCUCUCAUUCCCUCCCACCCACUCUCAUACGCUCUCAUUCCCUCUCACCCACUCUCAUACGCUCUCAUUUCCUCUCACCCACUCUCUCACGCUCUCAUUCCCUAUCACCCACUCUCAUACGCUAUCCGUCCCUCUCACCCACUCUCAUACCCUCUCAUUCCCUCUCACCCACACUCAUACGCUCUCAUUCCCUCUCACCCACACUCAUACGCUCUCAUUCCCUCUCACCCACUCUCAUACGCUCUCAUUCCCUCUCACCCACUCUCAUACGCUCUCAUUCCCUCUCACCCACUCUCUCACGCUCUCAUUCCCUCUCACCCACUCUCUCACGCUCUCAUUCCCUCUCACCCACUCUCAUACGCUCUCCGUCCCUCUCACCCACUCUCAUACCCUCUCAUUCCCUCUCACCCACACUCAUACGCUCUCAUUCCCUCUCACCCACUCUCAUACGCUCUCAUUCCCUCUCACCCACUCUCAUACGCUCUCAUUCCCUCCCACCCACUCUCAUACGCUCUCAUUUCCUCUCACCCACACUCAUACGCUCUCAUUCCCUCUCACCCACACUCAUACGCUCUCAUUCCCUCUCACCCACUCUCUCACGCUCUUAUUCCCUCUCACCCACUCUCUUACGCUCCCAUUCCCUCUCACCCACUGUCAUACCCUCUCAUUCCCUCUCACCCACUCUCUUACGCUCUCAUUCCCUCUCACCCACUCUCAUACACUCUCAUUCCCUCUAACCCACUCUCAUACGCUCUCAUUCCCUCUCAACCACUCUCAUACGCUCUCAUUCCCUCUCGCCCACUCUCAUACGCUCUCAUUCCCUCUCACCCACUCUCAUACGCUCUCAUUCCCUCUCACCCACUCUCAUACGAUCUCAUUCCCUCUCUCCCACUCUCAUACGCUCUCAUUCCCUCUCACCCACACUCAUACUCUCUCAUUCCCUCUCACCCACUCUCAUACCCUCUCAUUCCCUCUCACCCACUCUCUUACGCUCUCAUUCCCUCUCACCCACUCUCAUAUGCUCUCAUUCCCUCUAACCCACUCUCAUACGCUCUCAUUCCCUCUCACCCACUCUCAUACGCUCUCAUUCCCUCUCGCCCACUCUCAUACGCUCUCAUUCCCUCUCACCCACUCUCAUACGCUCUCAUUCCCUCUCACCCACUCUCAUACGCUCUCAUUCCCUCUCACCCACUCUCAUCCGCUCUCAUUUCCUCUCACCCAUUCUCUCACGCUCUCAUUCCCUCUCACCCAAUCUCAUACGCUCUCUGUCCCUCUCACCCACUCUCAUACCCUCUCAUUCCCUCUCACCCACACUCAUACGCUCUCAUUCCCUCUCACCUACUCUCAUACGCUCUCAUUCCCUCUCACCCACUCUCAUACGCUCUCAUUCCCUCCCACCCAAUCUCAUACGCUCUCAUUCCCUCUCUCCCACUCUCAUACGCUCUCAUUCCCUCCCACCCACACUCAUACGCUCUCAUUCCCUCUCACCCACUCUCAUACCCUCUCAUUCCCUCUCACCCACUCUCUUACGCUCUCAUUCCCUCCCACCCACACUCAUACGCUCUCAUUCCCUCUCACCCACUCUCAUACCCUCUCAUUCCCUCUCACCCACUCUCAUACGCUCUCAUUCCCUCCCACCCAAUCUCAUACGCUCUCAUUCCCUCUCUCCCACUCUCAUACGCUCUCAUUCCCUCCCACCCACACUCAUACGCUCUCAUUCCCUCUCACCCACUCUCAUACCCUCUCAUUCCCUCUCACCCACUCUCUUACGCUCUCAUUCCCUCUCACCCACUCUCAUCCGCUCUCAUUUCCUCUCACCCACUCUCUCACGCUCUCAUUCCCUCUCACCCACUCUCAUACGCUCUCUGUCCCUCUCACCCACUCUCAUACCCUCUCAUUCCCUCUCACCCACACUCAUACGCUCUCAUUCCCUCUCACCUACUCUCAUACGCUCUCAUUCCCUUUCACCCACUCUCAUACGCUCUCAUUCCCUCCCACCCAAUCUCAUAUGCUCUCAUUCCCUCUAACCCACUCUCAUACGCUCUCAUUCCCUCUCACCCACUCUCAUACGCUCUCAUUCCCUCUCGCCCACUCUCAUACGCUCUCAUUCCCUCUCACCCACUCUCAUACGCUCUCAUUCCCUUUCACCCACUCUCAUACGCUCUCAUUCCCUCUCACCCACUCUCAUCCGCUCUCAUUUCCUCUCACCCACUCUCUCACGCUCUCAUUCCCUCUCACCCACUCUCAUACGCUCUCUGUCCCUCUCAACCACUCUCAUACCCUCUCAUUCCCUCUCACCCACUCUCAUACGCUCUCAUUCCCUCUCACCUACUCUCAUACGCUCUCAUUCCCUCUCACCCACUCUCAUACGCUCUCAUUCCCUCCCACCCAAUCUCAUACGCUCUCAUUCCCUCUCUCCCACUCUCAUACGCUCUCAUUCCCUCCCACCCACACUCAUACGCUCUCAUUCCCUCUCACCCACUCUCAUACCCUCUCAUUCCCUCUCACCCACUCUCUUACGCUCUCAUUCCCUCCCACCCACACUCAUACGCUCUCAUUCCCUCUCACCCACUCUCAUACCCUCUCAUUCCCUCUCACCCACUCUCAUACGCUCUCAUUCCCUCCCACCCAAUCUCAUACGCUCUCAUUCCCUCUCUCCCACUCUCAUACGCUCUCAUUCCCUCCCACCCACACUCAUACGCUCUCAUUCCCUCUCACCCACUCUCAUACCCUCUCAUUCCCUCUCACCCACUCUCUUACGCUCUCAUUCCCUCUCACCCACUCUCAUCCGCUCUCAUUUCCUCUCACCCACUCUCUCACGCUCUCAUUCCCUCUCACCCACUCUCAUACGCUCUCUGUCCCUCUCACCCACUCUCAUACCCUCUCAUUCCCUCUCACCCACACUCAUACGCUCUCAUUCCCUCUCACCUACUCUCAUACGCUCUCAUUCCCUCUCACCCACUCUCAUACGCUCUCAUUCCCUCCCACCCAAUCUCAUAUGCUCUCAUUCCCUCUAACCCACUCUCAUACGCUCUCAUUCCCUCCCACCCACUCUCAUACGCUCUCAUUCCCUCUCGCCCACUCUCAUACGCUCUCAUUCCCUCUCACCCACUCUCAUACGCUCUCAUUCCCUCUCACCCACUCUCAUACGCUCUCAUUCCCUCUCACCCACUCUCAUCCGCUCUCAUUUCCUCUCACCCACUCUCUCACGCUCUCAUUCCCUCUCACCCACUCUCAUACGCUCUCUGUCCCUCUCACCCACUCUCAUACGCUCUCAUUCCCUCCCACCCACACUCAUACGCUCUCAUUCCCUCUCACCCACUCUCAUACCCUCUCAUUCCCUCUCACCCACUCUCUUACGCUCUCAUUCCCUCUCACCCACUCUCAUAUGCUCUCAUUCCCUCUAACCCACUCUCAUACGCUCUCAUUCCCUCUCACCCACUCUCAUACGCUCUCAUUCCCCCUCGCCCACUCUCAUACGCUCUCAUUCCCUCUCACCCUCUCUCAUACGCUCUCAUUCCCUCUCACCCACUCUCAUACGCUCUCAUUCCCUCUCACCCACUCUCAUACGCUCUCAUUUCCUCUCACCCACUCUCUCACGCUCUCAUUCCCUCUCACCCACUCUCAUACGCUCUCCGUCCCUCUCACCCACUCUCAUACACUCUCAUUUCCUCUCACCCACACUCAUACGCUCUCAUUCCCUCUCACCUACUCUCAUACGCUCUCAUUCCCUCUCACCCACUCUCAUACGCUCUCAUUCCCUCCCACCCAAUCUCAUACGCUCUCAUUCCCUCUCACCCACUCUCAUACGCUCUCAUUCCCUCACACCCACUCUCAUACACUCUCAUUCCCUCUCACCCACACUCAUACGCUCUUAUUCCCUCUCACCCACUCUCAUACGCUCUCAUUCCCUCCCACCCACACUCAGACGCUCUCAUUCCCUCUCAACCACUCUCAUACCCUCUCAUUCCCUCUCACCCACUCUCAUACCCUCUCAUUCCCUCUCACCCACACUCAUACGCUCUCAUUCCCUCUCACCCACACUCAUACGCUCUCAUUCCCUCUCACCCACUCUCAUACCCUCUCAUUCCCUCUCACCCACUCUUUUUGUUGUCCCACUCUCAUACGCUCUCAUUCCCUCUCACCCACUCUCAUACACUCUCAUUCCCUGUCACCCACUCUCAUACGCUCUCAUUCCCUCUCACCCACUCUCAUACGCUCUCAUUCCCUCUCACCCACUCUCAUACGCUCUCAUUCCCUCUCACCCACUCUCAUACGCUCUCAUUCCCUCUCACCCACUCAUACGCUCUUGUUCCCUCUCACCCACUCUCAUACGCUCUCAUUCCCUCCCACCCACACUCAGACGCUCUCAUUCCCUCUCAACCACUCUCAUACCCUCUCAUUCCCUCUCACCCACUCUCAUACGCUCUCAUUCCCUCUAACCCACUCUCAUACGCUCUCAUUCCCUCUCACCCACGCUCAGACGCUCUCAUUCCCUCUCGCCCACUCUCAUACGCUCUCAUUCCCUCUCACCCACUCUCAUACGCUCUCAUUCCCUCUCACCCACUCUCAUACGCUCUCAUUCCCUCUCACCCACUCUCAUACGCUCUCAUUCCCUCUCACCCACCCUCAUACGCUCUCAUUCCCUCUCACCCACUCUCAUACGCUCUCAUUCCCUCUCACACACUCUCAUACGCUCUCAUUCCCUCUCACCCACACUCAUACGCUCUCAUUCCCUCUCACCCACUCUCAUACCCUCUCAUUCCCUCUCACCCACUCUCUUACGCUCUCAUUCCCUCUCACCCACUCUCAUACGCUCUCAUGCCCUCCCACCCACACUCAUACGCUCUCAUUCCCUCUCACCCACUCUCAUACCCUCUCAUUCCCUCUCACCCACUCUCUUACGCUCUCAUUCCCUCUCACCCACUCUCAUACACUCUCAUUCCCUCUAACCCACCCUCAUACGCUCUCAUUCCCUCUCACCCACUCUCAUACGCUCUCAUUCCCUCUCGCCCACUCUCAUACGCUCUCAUUCCCUCUCACCCACUCUCAUACGCUCUCAUUCCCUCUCACCCACUCUCAUACGCUCUCAUUCCCUCUCACCCACUCUCAUACGCUCUCAUUCCCUCUCACCCACUCUCUCAGGCUCUCAUUCCCUCUCACCCACUCUCAUACGCUCUCAUUCCCUCUAACCCACUCUCAUACGCUCUCAUUCUCUCUCACCCACUCUCAUACGCUCUCAUUCCCUCUCACCCACUCUCAUACGCUCUCAUUCCCUCUCACCCACUCUCAUACGCUCUCAUUCCCUCUCACCCACUCUCAUACACUCUAAUUCCCUCUAACCCACUCUCAUACACUCUCAUUCCCUCUCACGCACUCUCAUACGCUCUCAUUCCCUCUCGCCCACUCUCAUACGCUCUCAUUCCCUCUCACCCACUCUCAUACGCUCUCAUUCCCUCUCACCCACUCUCAUACGCUCUCAUUCCCUCUCGCCCACUCUCAUACGCUCUCAUUCCCUCUCACCCACUCUCUCAGGCUCUCAUUCCCUCUCACCCACUCUCAUACGCUCUCACUCCCUCUAACCCACUCUCAUACGCUCUCAUUCUCUCUCACCCACUCUCAUACGCUCUCAUUCCCUCUCACCCACUCUCAUACGCUCUCAUUCCCUCUCACCCACUCUCAUACUCUCUCAUUCCCUCUCACCCACUCUCAUACGCUCUCAUUCCCUCUCACCCACUCUCAUACGAUCUUAUUCCCUCUCACCCACACUCAUACGCUCUCAUUCCCUCUCACCCACUCUCAUACCCUCCCAUUCCCUCUCACCCUCUCUCUUACCCUCUUAUUCCCUCUCACCCACUCUCAUACGCUCUCAUUCCCUCCCACCCACACUCACACGCUCUCAUUCCCUCUCACCCACUCUCAUACCCUCUCAUUCCCUCUAACCCACUCUCAUACGCUCUCAUUCCCUCUCACCCACUCUCAUACGCUCUCAUUCCCUCCCACCCACACUCAUACGCUCUCAUUCUCUCUCACCCACUCUCAUUCGCUCUCAUUCCAUCCCACCCACUCUCUUACGCUCUCAUUCCCUCUCACCCACUCUCAUACACUCUCAUUCCCUCUAACCCACUCUCAUACGCUCUCAUUCCCUCUCACCCACUCUCAUACGCUCUCAUUCCCUCCCACCCACACUCAUACGCUCUCAUUCCCUCUCACCUGCGGAGAUUCACUCUACAACGGUAG
Molecule: messenger RNA, 13665 nt
Organism: Closterium sp. NIES-65
Lineage: Eukaryota; Viridiplantae; Streptophyta; Zygnematophyceae; Desmidiales; Closteriaceae
Source: the annotation of a GenBank genome assembly